Opisthocomus hoazin is the source of this 2384-nucleotide messenger RNA. The record is from RefSeq and is a predicted model, not a curated record. NCBI's taxonomy places the organism in Eukaryota, Metazoa, Chordata, Aves, Opisthocomiformes, Opisthocomidae.
UAGCCUUCUGUUGAGUCUUCAAGCCCAGGAGGUUCAGCAACAUCUGAUGACCAUGAAUUUGAUCCAUCAGCUGAUAUGCUGGUGCAUGACUUUGAUGAUGAACGGACAUUAGAAGAGGAGGAAAUGAUGGAAGGAGAAACAAACUUCAGUUCUGAAAUAGAGGAUCUUAACAGGGAAAGUGACAUGCCGAUCCAGGAGCUGCUUAGCCGCUAUGGCUAUGACGGUACCAUUCCACUCCAAGAAGAUGAUGAUGAUGAAGACGACGAAGAAGAGGAGGAGGACGGAGAAGACGAUGACGAUGUCGAUAAUGAUGACAACAGUGGCUGUAGUGGUGAAAACAAAGAGGAGACCAUAAAAGAUUCGUCUGGUCAGGAAGACGAGACACAGUCAUCUAAUGACGACCCAGCACCCUCUGUUGCUUCUCAAGAUCCGCAGGAGAUAAUUCGCCCUCGUCGAUGUAAAUAUUUUGAUACAAAUAGCGAAAUAGAAGAGGAGUCCGAAGAAGACGAAGAUUAUAUUCCCUCAGAAGACUGGAAAAAGGAAAUCAUGGUGGGCUCUAUGUUUCAAGCUGAAAUUCCAGCUGGCGUAUGCAAAUACAAAGAGAAUGAAAAAGUGUAUGAAAACGAUGACCAGCUGCUGUGGAAUCCUGACCUCUUACCAGAAGAUAAAGUGAUCGAGUUCCUAAAUGAAGCGUCCAGGCGUACAGGGGAUGAGAAAGGCCUGGAUGCAAUUCCCGAAGGAUCACAUAUUAAAGACAAUGAGCAGGCGUUGUAUGAACUGGUUAAGUGCAAUUUUGAUACUGAAGAAUCAUUACGAAGGCUGAGAUUUAAUGUAAAAGCAGCCAGAGAAGAAUUAUCUGUUUGGACAGAAGAAGAAUGUAGGAACUUUGAACAAGGGCUGAAAGUCUAUGGCAAGGAUUUUCACGUGAUUCAGGCAAAUAAGGUACGAACAAGAUCCGUUGGUGAGUGUGUAGCAUUUUAUUACAUGUGGAAGAAAUCAGAGCGUUACGAUUUCUUUGCGCAGCAGACCCGAUUUGGAAAGAAGAAAUACAAUCUUCAUCCUGGUGUAACGGAUUAUAUGGACCGUCUCCUGGAUGAGAGCGAAAGCGCAGCCUCCAGCAGAGCCCCGUCCCCUCCUCCCACAACUUCCAACAGCAGCACCAGCCAGUCGGAAAGGGAAGACAGCACAACCAGCAGCAGCAAUCAGAAUGGGGUGUCUGCCACCGGGCCGGGGGAGCCGCCGAGUAAAGACGAAGCAAAAUCGGAAGGACUGCAUGUAAACGGACCCAGCAGCGGCAAGAAAACGCCUCACGUGGAUCCAGAUACCAAUGGGUAUGAAACUGAAAACCUUGCUGUUGACCCAAAACUUGCUCAUUCAGCAUCAAGAAACGAAAAUGAUUUUGAAGAUAAAAAUGAAAGACCUCUAAAAAGAAGAAGAGUUAACAGCAGCGGCAAAGAGAGUCCGGGAUCUUCAGAGUUUUUCCAAGAAGCAAACUCGCAUGGGAAGCUUGAGGAGCUCGAAACCUUGGAUGACUGAAUUACUAGGAGCUGAUUUUAUUCCUCGGAGUAAAUUUUGGGUGUCUAAAAUUUUCAGGGUUGAUGGGUUACCUUACAAAAUCCCGUUCCGCAAAACAAUCUGCUGAGAUUUUUUUUCUAAUACCUUCUGGUUGGCUCUUAGGAUCUGAUCUUUUUUUGUUGUUUUUUUUUUUCAGUGCUGAAAAGCAGCAGGAGAAUAUUCCCUUUCUCAGAGCUGGCGACUCCAGUUCUGGGAACUCUUAAGGCUCUUAAAAACGUUUGAGAAACAAACCAGUGAGUUUCUGCAAAAAUACUCCCGGCCUAAUACGUUAAAGAAACUCCUGUGUGUAAUCCGGUAGUUAAGCAUCGUACAAGCGAACAAAGCAUCCUAGUUGAAGCAGGGGGCUGGUUCCGAUGUUGGAGGAAGCCGAAACGAGAUGCGGCACGCCGAGACGCGCGUCAGAGUAGGCACAGAGACUUCCACUCACGCUAGCGAGAGCAAAGCGUCACCCCGUUGUUAAGGAACCCUUAUGAAUCCUGAAAGUUAUGAGCACAACUAUUUUUAUAUAUAGAAGUUUUAAAAGGUAAAUAACUAAACCAGGUCAGGUUUGUCUAUGUAAAAUUGUUGACAUCAAUGAUGUCUUUCCAUAUUCUUUAUCUGGGCUAAAGAAAUACGUUCUGUAUUUUUCCAGAUUUCUUUGUAGCCUUUGAAAGAUUUUUACAGUACUUAACGUCUCGAUCGAACUGUCCUUUCUUAAAACAAAAGCUUGUAUAAUUUUCUUAACUUGUACAGUUGGUAAACUUUUAUGAGAGAAUUGAUACCCUGAGUCUAAUGUCAGCUUCAUUUUAUUUUGCUGAAGUCUUUUCUAA